AAGUGCAGGCAAGUGCAAUGCAGUCAGGCAACGAAAUGCAGUUCGAUUGCUUAGUGGACUCCGGGUUGGGUGGAUUGUUCGCCUGAGCCCAGAACUCAGAAAAUAGGGGCACAGAGCCACCACUAACUAGCUAGGCAACAUGAGUGUGCGUGGUCUGCACAUCCCGAAACUGGCGUCCUGCCUCACAGCGUGCGACAACGAAGAAAAAAGGUCGGUUCCAAUGCAUUGUUGCUGGCAGUGCCAACAAUGUAACGCACAGUAGGAGUGAUCCUCGCCCUAUAGAUUGUGGCAUUGUUUCUCUAGUUUUUGCUUUAACCAAUGUCGUUUGUUGGGAACAGCCCCAGCUCAUACACAUCUUCAUCUUCGCGACUGUUUGCCUGCUUCCCUGCUUCGGAUGCGUGCAACCAUCUACCCCGCAACAGAAGGAUAUCCCUGACGACUCACUGACACUCCCAACCACAAAGUCUUUUCCCCACAAGUAAAACAUGACACGAUUUCUUCCUGGAGUUUCUGCUGCUUCUCAACAACCUGCCAUGAUGUCUUUCUUGAGCCUUUCCCUUGUUGGUUGUUGGUCCGCUUCCUGUUUCCUCACCCCAGUUGCUCUCGUUUCUGCCGUCAUCAUGUCCCAUCAUGAUUCCUAAAAUCGUAUGAUUCCUAAAUCUUCUCUUGAAACAUUCUAUCAACAUGAAUGGAUGGAUGUAUUCUUCCCUUCUUUUUUCCAAUUUAUUGGCGUGUCGUCGUUAAUUUUGUAAUGUGUGUAGGAGUGUAAAAAUCAAUUUCCCUAGCCAGCUAGCUAGAAUGCUAGAAUCCAAAGGUGCCAAGAAGCGAAGACUCCUCGCGAGAAAAAUGCUCAUUGGAAGUUUCGUUUUCAUUUUGGCCCUCAUCAGAGACAGCGGCAUUGGCCUUGCGUACUUCACUCCACCACGACGGUUGCAAUGGAUCCAAGUUUUCUGGACUGUAGCCUCCUGGGCCAAGUUUCUGUCGCUUAUUGCAUUCUUGCUCCCCACCCAACGCUGGGAAAACUGUGUGUUUCCGUUUGUCACCACCACCAACAACUCCUCCUUCGUCUGCUGGUUCCUUGGAUGGAGUAAGGAGGUGGAUCUCGACACUUUGCGGUGGCUUGGACGGCCGACCAAAGAAGUUCUCCCUGUUCGCUCCUUCACUUUUCAGCAGCAAGCCGAGAAGGGACUUGUCUGCCUUGUAGAUCCAUUUGAGGCCCCCAUGGUUCUUGUGAUAUUCCUGCAAUUCCUUGUACCUAUUCCCAAGCAAGCACUCCUCCUGCUGGGGGCAUGAAGCGCCAAGACUUCUUUCUUCAGCUCUGUCCAUGGCCAAGGCUGUGCUUUUGGAAUGAAUAAUAAUGAAGAUGUGUCAUUUUUUUAGGUUCAUUACAAAAACCUCAACACGUGUCGUCCGUGGAGGCAAUAAUGAUGAGGUGUUACUCGAAUGACAACAUUAUUACCGCGACGUAGCAUGCAGUACGUAGCAUUACUACAGCCCCUUUUAAAAAUGUUUAGAGGGACAAACAAAAGUGAAUGGCAGCUCAAAUGGCUUCUUUCGAUUGCAGGCGAGAGGAGGGACUGUCUGCUUCGACAGUUAUCGGUAGAGAUUCAAGCAAGUGGAUCAUUAUUUGCUACCUCUAGCUGGCUACGGUAGUCAUUGGUAACUAUGCAUAGAAACAGGUUCACACCUCUCGUAAAUCUACAUCAACCGUGCAGGAACCACUGUACAGGCACCUCCAUUGCUACCUUUUCCAUCCCAAGCCCCAUUUUUUCGUCGUCGGCCGUCUUCCACUUUUGCCCACAGUAACAAUCUCGACACAGCCAUUCUGGUGAUCUCGGCACAUUCUGGUGACUUGGACAUACCAAAAAGGCUGUCACGAUGCGUCCCUCAAGCAAUCAUUGCAAACUCACGAUCAGCAGCCACCAGCGCAAAUAAAUUUGAGAGGAGAGAAGGACCAUGCAGCCUUGCUUGUGCUGCAGCCCAAGCUUGCAGGUUGAGCUGCUGGUAUCAUAGAUUGGUGAUGCAUACAGCAUCGUUUUGAGAGGAAUUUCUGUUCGUGCGAGCUGAGUGGGCUCUCUAUUUGCGCAAGAAUGGUGUUCAAUCCUGAGAAUGCAAGCAUAAUUCUUUCUCAAGUAAAGCAUUUUAAAAUGCAUUAUCCAAAAUGAACGUCUGAGGACGACUCAUCGACCAUGAUUGACUACUGUUGACUGUGAUUGGCUAUUGUUGGCUAUGAUUGACAACUAGCUAUCUACUAUUCAGUACCGGUAGACUGGAAGCGGGAGACGACGCGAAAAGGGGUAUAUGUCAAAGUCAUAAUGAACGUUUCAUGACUGCACAUGGAACGGCAAGGGUUUUGGUGCCAUCUCGCUCGAUCGUCGCCGCGAAGCCCUCACAAUUCUCUUUCACAAAAGCCUUCACAAUCAUCCACUUUUUCUUUUGUGAGCAAGAACAACAACGCUAGCUAGAGUUUAUCAAAACCAUGAAGAGACUCUUCCUUCUCUUGUGUUGCCUCAUCUUUGGUUGCAGCAUUUGCUCUUCCCAGUCGGAGCAGCCCCAAUUCACUUUCCAAGCCUCUAGCAAAGUGGAUUUUGUAUCAAGGCCCUCACCUACGGUGUCACCUACGGUCACCUUAAUUUUGUCCAGUGCCAAACUGCUCAGUACCACUACUUUGGGCCGUUGCUAUGAUGCCUAUGAUGAUUCUUGCAGAGGUGGGAUUGCAGCAUUGAUGGCAUAUGCCCGGAACAAUACUGUGGAUUCAGAUAUUGGGAGAUUGGUUUUGCCUGGUAUUGACAUCCAGUCUUCCUUUGUGCAGAUGCACCCCCUUGACUGGUCUGUCAAUCGUCUCAUCUUGAAGGAUUACUUCAACUUUGAUGUCUUUUGGGGUGUGAGGUCUCUGACAACACAGCAGUUCUAUUCAAAAGAGAGAGAUCUUUCAGAUCUUCAAAGCAAUGACUUCCCCCUCCUUGCUAGUAACCUUGACAUCCCUAUCAGCAACACGUGGAAGCAGUUCGUCAAAGACAUCCACUUCCACGAGGAAACAGGUUUGGCCGUCAUGAAGGUUGUCCUUGCUCGUUUUGUCACUCCAGAGAAUGGUAAUGGUGAUGACGACGAGGAGGGUAUUCUAAACGAACUCGAGAAAACGAUUGAAUCCUGCAAGAGUUUGCUCUCGGUAAUUCAUCAGAUUAAUUGGCAGGCAGGUUGCCUUCCACAAGAAGAGCCCACUCCGUAUUGGUCCUACAUGCAAUCAAGUGCCCUUUGGACUAAUUUAAGUCAGACAUCCUCCCAGCAGCAGCAACAUCCCGGGCAUCCCUGUUGGAUUCCGGUGAUCAUUACUGGGCAAGGUUUGGAUGCUCCCAUGUUGGACCCUUUUGUGGAGGCUCUUGCUACCUAUGAAAAGUUUCCACCAGCUGUCAUUUACGCACCACGUGGGAAGUAUGAGAGAUUCGCCACUCCGGGGAAGGUCCACAACACUUGGGUGUACUGGAAAAAUAACUAUGGAGCCGAAGGGUUCGAUCAGCUUCGCCUUCAUUUACGACACGACCCAUCACUGCCCCACACACAAAAUGAAGUCCUCGACCUCACUGUUACUCAAGACGACACCCGAAACAUUGAUGAGCGGGUGAAAGAUGAGCAGUUUGUCCGCGAUAUUGAAUUCUUGAAGGAUCUCAUGGUUGAAGCAGAAAACAAUGACCCUCUUCUCGGAAACUCAACCGAAAUGCCGUACACUCGAGAAGGGAAAGUUCGAAGAUGUUACGGUGGCGAGUGUCCUUUGGGAAACCUUUUCACUGAUGCCAUGCGUUGGCGAGCACAAGCUGAUGUUGCAGUGAUCAACAGUGGUGGUAUCCGUGGUGGAGGAUGGCCUGCUGGAGAAGUGAGGACUUCCAACAUUUGGGCUAGCUUUUUCUAUGCCAACACCUUAUGCGAGAUUUCAAUGUCUGGCCUAUCCCUCUUCCGACUGUUCAAUUACAGCACCAGUUUGGCCUCAUUUGAACCACGGAAUAUUGCUGAUGGAGAUCGCCUCUUCCAGGUGUCCGGUGCUCGCAUCACGUAUAACACAGAGCUCAACACGUCCCGAUUGAUAUCUAUGGAAAUUUGGGACAACAAAAUGCAAGACUACAAGCCGGUGGAUCGUUUGAAAAUUUACAAGGUGGCAUCUAGUAGCUGGGAAUGCGAUGGUUUCGCUCCAGUACCAGACUACCUCACCACGGCACUGGUGAUGAAGGGGGAGCGACCAGCCGAAAUUACAGAUGAGCUGAUCCAGAACGUGGUGGGAUCAUACUUGAAGUCAUUGAAUGGAACGGUCUACGACACAAGUAUUAAAGGGCGUCUCAUCAACGACACUGAUUCACUGGAGGCCAUGGAUUGGAUCCAAACCGAAGAAUCGUGUCCAUUUCGAACCUAUUGGUCUGAGGAAUACCUCACCUGCUUUGAUUGCCCCGAUGUCUCUCAGGUUCAGUUUGCCGAAGAGACGCUCGACGGUGAAGGAGUAAGUGGACAAGACAAUGCUUAUCCUCUCCAAGCCACUGUUGUGAAUGGCGAGAACUUCACAAUUACACUGCUCCCAAAGCAAAUCCCAAGCUGGAUCUCCUGGGCCCCUGAAGGUGGAGCCAUCUCUUCGACUUCUGUAACAUCUAGGGAUGCUGGUACUGGGAAUGAAGAUCAAGUAUUGCUUGAGCCAGCUCAGACGCACACCUUCACCUUUGUUGCUACCUCAAGAGACCUGGAUGCUGGAAUCGCCCAGGCUACCGUAUCCUUUGCCGUUCAAGAUGGAGGCUCGUACCCUGGCUGUAGUGGAGAUGAUGUUAGCUUUCAAGUCUCAAUGAGCGUAGAGCCAGAGCCAGAACUCAGCAAACCGGAGGGCAGCCGCUAUGCUGGCUUUGUCUUGAUGGCCAUAUCAUGCCUAAUGUCUAUCUCCUUUGGUGCUUGGGUCUACUGGAAUCGAAAUGAUCGUGUUGUCCGAUCCCUCCAACCUGUCUUCUUGAUUGGUCUUUGUGUUGGGACAUUCAUCUUGUGCUUUUCCAUUCUCCCCCUGAGCAUUGUGGAUGAGUUGGAGAAGGAAUCUGCCAGAGACCAUGCCUGCCAAGCCACACCAUGGCUGAUUGUCCUUGGCUUCAAUAUGAUAAUGUCUUCUCUCUAUGCCAAGCUUUGGAGAAUCAACAAGCUUUUCGGUGGGAACAGCUUUGCCAGAGUGGCUAUUACAGCACGACAGGCUGCCAUUGCUACAAGUGCCCUCUUUGUGACAAACCUGAUUUUGCUUUGCAUCUGGACCAUCGUUGACCCACUGAAAUGGGAGAUUCGGCAUGUCCCUGGUGAAGAAUGGAACCAAUAUGGAUCCUGCACUGAUGUGGGCCCAGCUGGCCAGGGCUUGUAUGCAACAAUCUUUGUCUUGACAAUGAUCAAUCUUGUCCUGGCAAGCCACCAAGCGUUCAAAGCACGCAACAUCAGUGACGAGUUCAGUGAGAGCACAUCCCUGGGUUUUGCAGUCUUCACAUCCGCACAGAUUGUGAUUGUGGGUCUCCCAAUUCUUUUCUUGAUUAGUGAAGACAAUCCUGAUGCCCAAUAUCUUCUGCAGACCAUGAUGAUCUUUGCCAUCUCCACAUCCGGCUUACUACUCAUUUUUGUCCCCAUCAUCCUCCAGCAACGCGAACGCCAACAACAACCACGGGACGCUGGUCGAGUGCACGUUUCUGGUAUAGCAGCAAGCACGACACACUACAGUACGACAAGUGCUCCCGUUCGAGGCAGCACCGCGACCAGCAUGCCAGCAAGCAAAUACACAGCUAGCAACAGCACCCCGAGCAGUGACAGCAUGAGCAAGGCCGGUGUAAGCAAAGAACUUUCCUCAUGAGUGACCUACUACCAGGCAAAGGAGCCACGGCCGUAAAGUUAGAAGUGCAGGGAAAAGCUGUUGCCUCUUCUGGCUAUCUAAGCUGGCCAGUUUUCGCUAACAUGAUGCAUGCAACAUAGUCCCGUGGUCUUCCGAGGCCACGCGUAACGUAGAAUUCCAUACAAUUGUCUUAGUGUAGUCUGACAUCAAUCUGCAGUCAGAGGAUCAAGCUCUUAAAAGCGAAUGUAGAUGACAAAACUGGCCGGGGACGGCACGGAGAGAUGAGGGAUUACAAAAUCAAUGGGGGUGACGAGGAAACGCCGUGUCAGAGACCUCAAAAGUGCUUCUUGUACUUCUAUCAUCUCCAGCAAGCCAAGAAGGCCGCGUAGGCAAGAACCAAACGUUCUGCACUCGUCUUGACGCUACUAGUACCAGUACGGUACGGUACUAUAAAUAACGGCAUCAGUGCCGAUUUUGCCACCAGCUGUGCGGAUGCCAUCUUUUGGUGCUGCUGGUAGCAAACGAGAACUAUCCUGCCAUGGUAGAAUCAAUCGCCUUCUGGAAUCUAGUAGAGCAGGUGUGGAGCUCCUGGAACAAUCACUCAUUAUUUCUUCUCUGACUACUAGCUAGCUAGUCUAGUAGGAGCGCAAUCCACUCGAAGAGUAACGCUGGUACUGACUCCUGAGGUGAGGUUUGUGUGGUAAAGCUGUGGUAAAUGAUGACAUUGUGAUAGCCAGCAGUUUCACGACCAGCGAGGGGGCUUUUUACUUGUAAGAUGACCAGUUGGUCAAUGUUGGCAGUU
Messenger RNA from Seminavis robusta, 6629 nucleotides. The record is from the annotation of a GenBank genome assembly. NCBI's taxonomy places the organism in Eukaryota, Bacillariophyta, Bacillariophyceae, Naviculales, Naviculaceae.